Messenger RNA from Penicillium soppii, 1662 nucleotides. RefSeq names its product bifunctional terpene synthase/polyprenyl synthetase family protein. The transcript has 7 exons. The record is from RefSeq and is a predicted model, not a curated record. Bases 1 to 1662 code for a protein of 553 amino acids. Gene Ontology annotation, molecular function: prenyltransferase activity. Gene Ontology annotation, biological process: isoprenoid biosynthetic process. NCBI's taxonomy places the organism in Eukaryota, Fungi, Ascomycota, Eurotiomycetes, Eurotiales, Aspergillaceae.
AUGCUUGUCGAACUUAUUAGAAUUGAUCCUACGCGAGGAGCGUUGAUCAUUGAAGCACUGGACCAAUAUCGAUCAUGGAUUGGGACACGACGAGCAGAUGAAAUCCAGUCAUGGGAUGAAUGGUACCAAUACAGAUGGGAAGACGGCGCCUGCCAUCUUUAUCUGGCCAUUAUCAUCUUUGCCUGUGAGCUUAAUUUGACUCAGGCUGAUCUGAAAACCGUUGAGCAUAUCACUUGGCCUGGCAUGGUUGUUACAGCCCUAAGCAAUGAUAUUUACAGCUUUGAUAGAGAGGCUUCACUAGAGCUCCAGACGGGUGGUAACAUAAACAACGCUGUUUGGCGAUUGAUGACUGAGCUUGAUGUCACGGCUGGUGAGGCCAAGGAUCUGCUUCUGCGUGACAAAAUGCGCCCACUCGAAACAGAAUUCUUGAACAAAAAGAACACAUAUCUGGCGGAAAAUGAAAACCAGCCAUCGGAUCUGACCUAUUUUGUUGAACUGGUAGAGCUCAUGGUAUCGGGGAAUUGGUACUGGGGGGUUUCAGCUUCUCGAUAUCUGAACUGGAGAGAGAAUGUCUAUCGCUUUGGAGACGUGAAUGCUGCUGAUCUUGAGUUUUAUCACAUUGAUGAGACGAAGGCAAAGUGUUCAGACUACCUCAAUCUAGCAUCAUUGAGAAUUGAGGUUUCAAAGAAGACACAGCUACUUAUUCUGGACAGCGACGUGUCUAAGAAUGACCAAAUUGUUCCUGAAAAGCCACUAACAAAAGCCAUACUUCUCGGACCGAUUGAGUAUAUCCAAGGACUUCCAUCUAAGAAUGUCCGGGGCAUUCUUAUUGAAGCGUUGGCGUCUUGGUUCACAAUCCCCCAGGGGGUGGUUGACCGCAUAGAAAAGAUUGUCUCAUCUUUACACCAUGCAUCGCUAUUGCUUGACGAUAUCGAAGAUCAAUCCCCUCUCCGUCGGGGAAAGCCAUCGGCUUAUCGCAUAUUUGGAACAUCUCAAACCAUCAACUCAGCAAAUUACCUUUAUGUCACAGCCGUGGAGGAGUUAUUACAGUUGCCCGCUGAUGAUUCUCAUCGAGCCUUUCUUGAGGAAAUGAACAACCUUCACAUCGGACAAAGCUACGAUAUCCAUUGGGCGCGUAGCUACAAAUGUCCUUCGAUCGCCGAAUACAUGGAAAUGAUUCAAUAUAAAACCGGCGGACUAUUCUGUAUGCUGGGUCGCUUGAUUUAUACACAAGCAAAGGAGCCAAGAAAAAUUGGAAUUGACGACUUGAACAACUUUUUGAUUCUUAUGGGACAAUAUUUCCAAAUUCGUGACGACUACAUCAAUCUUACUUCUAAGGCCUACAAAGAUGAAAAAGGAUUUGCAGAAGACCUUGAUGAAGGCAAGCUUUCGUUCCCUCUGAUACAUCUUUUGAAUCAUUCGCCUGAUCGCCUCCUGAUUGAAAACAUUCUCCACGAACGGUCCAAAGACGGAAGGAUGUCGAAUGAAGUCAAGGAGCUCAUUUUGGAAAAGAUGAACCAGGCCAAGAGCCUCGAGUUUACGAAGAAGACUCUCGCGUCUCUAGGGUCUCAGGCAAAGAGCGCCCUGGUCAAGCUCGAGGAACAAUCGGGAGCAAGCAAUUUUAUGAUGCAGUAUUUGAUUGAGCGACUGGGCGUUGCUUGA